Messenger RNA from Helicoverpa zea (corn earworm), 2697 nucleotides. RefSeq names its product synaptic vesicle glycoprotein 2C-like. Lineage: Eukaryota; Metazoa; Arthropoda; Insecta; Lepidoptera; Noctuidae. Gene Ontology annotation, cellular component: membrane. Gene Ontology annotation, biological process: transmembrane transport. Gene Ontology annotation, molecular function: transmembrane transporter activity. The transcript is spliced from 11 exons. The record is from RefSeq and is a predicted model, not a curated record. The coding region runs from base 96 to 1646 and encodes 516 amino acids.
CAUAUCGUAGUAGACGCAGCCAGUGCGCAAGAGUAGCUGAAAUCGCAAUAUAUUUUAAUUAAUUACAGUUGUAAUCGGAUUUUUUUGAUACAACAAUGUGUAAGACUACUACCAAAGAGUUUGAGGUCGUGGAGACGGGGAAGAAGAAACCGUACACUGCUUCUGUUGAAGAGGCGUUGUCUAUGACUGGUUUCGGCAAGUACAACUUUGGUCUACUACUAGUAUGUAGCUGGACCCUACAGGCGAUGGGUAUGGACAUGUUCGGCACCAGCUUCGUGGUGGCGGCCGCUGUCUGCGACCUGGAGCUCACGCUGCAGCAGAGAGCGUUGCUUACUGCUAUGCCGCUUUUAGGCGUGGUGGCAGGAGCUCAACUCUGGGGCUAUGUUUCCGACACUAAGGGUCGGAGACUGACCCUCGUGCUAUCCAUGUCAAUCGGCUUCGUGUUCGCAGCCCUCAGCAGCUUGUCUCCAAACUGGCAAACCAUGGCUAUUCUUAAACUGAUCUCUUCCACUUUUACUUCAGCUAGCAACUCCGGCGCCUACACACUCCUAGGAGAGAGUUGUUCUGAGCGCGCUCGCGGCCGUGCCAUGUUGCUCUGCACAUGCGCUCUCAUGUGCUCACAGGCUACUGUAGCUGUAUUCGCCUACCCAAUUCUUCCCCUCGGCUUCGCGUACCACAUCGACUUCCUGGGCAUCACGUACCGUCCAUGGCGUCUCCUAGCGCUGGUCAUGUCUCUCCCCUGCGCGGCCACUGCGUGUCUGCUGCAACUAUUCCACGAGAGCCCCAAGUUCCUGGUCUCCCAUGGACGGCUGGAUGAAGCCCUGGAUGUCCUGAAGAGCAUCUAUGCGACUAACACUGGCAAUGAGGCUGAUAGUUUUCCUGUUAAAAAGCUUUUGGAAGAUACUGAGAACCAGUCCACCGAAGCUAAGGUUUCCUUCUUCAGAUCUGUUUGGCAGCAGACCGUACCUCUCUUCAGAGCACCGUUGUUGAAGGAGACUCUCAGGCUCUUCUACCUUGUUGCUGUUAUUUACAUGACUGGCAGUGGCUUCAUCCUCUGGUUGCCCUACAUCAUGAACAACCUGUUUUUCGUCUUAGAAGCCGGAGGUGGUGAUGGCAUGAACCUCUGUGCAGUUAUCAAGUACCCGUCUGUUGCUGGAUUUACUAGUGGAAAUAUGACGGACGUAGAAAUCUGCGAUGACACGAUCCAGAACACAACCCUAUUCUCCGCCAUGACAUACGGCGCCUUAGCCAGCUGCUCCAACCUGGUUCUCUCCCUCACCUGUGGCAGUCGGAAGCGGCUCGCCAUGAUCUGCAUCAUGACCAUGUCUGCCAUAGCAGCCGUCCUACUGAACGUGGUAGCCGUGCCGUUAGCUGGGGGAAUAUUCUUCUUCUUCUUCCUCAUGUGUGCGCUGUCUAUGGGCAUCUUGAGUGUCUACUUUGUGGAGCUGUAUCCGACCUCUUUGAGAGGGAUGGUGUCUUGUCUGUCUGUGAUGCUGGGCAGACUGAGCGCGUUCUUGGGAGUGAACGCAAUAGGAGCCCUGAUCGCGACCAGCUGUGAAGCCACUUUCUACGGCUGGUCCUUGUUAUUGAUGAGUGCAAUAGCAGUGGCCUGGUUCCUUCCUCGGGACAAAGCUCCGAAGCAGUGAAGAUCAUCACCUCAUUGGAUCUCCAGAAGACUGAAAAUACUUACUCUUAGUUACUUAGUAUGAAUGAGCUAGAAUGAUUUGUUCCCAUGGAGAACAAAAUGACUAGCGGAGAUGUCAUAACACAAAAUUUUCUAAUGCCAAAAUGCAGGUGUUCGGAUGACGGAACAUUACUAACUCCACCCUAACACACCUUCGUUACAAGCCGCCCAUUCUUUUCAAAAUAAGACCAAUCUUUGACAGAUUGAUUGAUACAAGGAACCCGAACGCCUCGUUUGUUCUAGUAACUGAUCACGCCUAACUUAAGUUAUAUUGAUCUACAAACAGGCGCCUGACACCUUUCUUAUGGCAUCUCCGCAAUGUUUCCUUCCUCCGUGUUUGUUCCUGAAAAGCGACUGACUGAUAAUUUUAUUGAAUGCAUUUGUUUAGUUUUUAGCAAUCGUAAGGGUAGCUUAGAUAUCUCAAAAUGUUAACUGUAACACACGUGUUAUUUUUAAUUUUCUUGUUCGAUACUGUGUUUCGGAUGGCACUUUAAACUGUAGGUCCCAGCUGUCAUUGAACAUCUUUGGCAGUCGUUAGGGGUAGCCAGAAGCCAGUAAGUCUGACACCAGUCUAACCAAGGGGUAUUGGGUUGCCUGGGUAACUGGGUUGAGGGGGUUAGAUAGGUCUCCUUGUAAAGCACUUGUACUCAGUUACAUCCAGUUAGACUGGAAGCCGACCCCAACAUAGUUGGGAAAAGGGCUCGGAGGAUGAUUGUACUCGGAAGAUUGUGAGAUAGGUAACCUGGAUUUCAAAAGCCUAGAAUAGUCUCACAGUCCUGCGGACUAAUUUAAUGCUCAUUCCUUCUCUGUGUGAGAAGAGGUCUGAGCCUCUUCUGUGUCAGAUUAUUAUACAAUCUUUAUUUGUAGUUAAGCAUAAGUUGCGUUAUUUUAGUUUUAAUGUACCUGAUAAGGUCUUGAAAUUAAUAUAUCUACGUAAAUGUAAUAAACAUUGUGUUUAUUGUUAUAAUACAUAUGUUAUAUGUUUUUUUAUUUAAGUGAUUAUUGAAUAUUAA